This is a messenger RNA of Penicillium brasilianum, 1603 nucleotides long. The record is from the annotation of a GenBank genome assembly. NCBI's taxonomy places the organism in Eukaryota, Fungi, Ascomycota, Eurotiomycetes, Eurotiales, Aspergillaceae.
GUAAAUGGAGACUAUCUUCCAGUAUCAUCUCACUAGCAUCGUCGCAAGUGGCCCGUUGUUCCCACUAGCCUCGUCGGAGAGCGCAUAUCACCCGUUCUAGAGCCUCAGUCCAUAUUUUUUUUCUUUAUUCUUAUAACUAUUAUCAACCCGCGUUGUCCGAACACACGGAGAACCGCGCCGCAUCGACCCGCUUGAGUUGCGCGGGCCUCCCGUCUUGCCACUGACGACCACGAUUGUAAUGCUUGGCUCUCGCCAGUGAUUUUCAAUUGAGUUAUUCUCUUUUCAUUUCUUCUUUCCCCUAACCUUCCCUUCGUUUUUGGUAGUCCUUUGGGAGAGCGGGUGGACAGAAAGAAAAACGGCCGUCUAUGUUGAAUUGUCUCCUGGGAGGAUCAUGUAUUGCAAGUGACCCACGACUUUUCACUUUCAAUUGACUCCUUCACCAUGCUACCAUUGGAGGGUCGCAGCAAGACGAUCUUCAUCGUCACCACUAUCUUUUUGGGAAUCUCGUUCAUCGCGGUUUGCCUACGAUGCUUUGUCCGACUCAAGCUCGUCAAGGCCUUUGGCUGGGAUGAUGCACUGAUGGUUUUUGCAAUGGGUCUUAACGUUCUAUUUGCGCUGUGCGGGAUCACUGGCGCAUUAUAUGGAAUGGGUCAGAGGUCAUUGGAGCUCGUGCACCGGGGGACCAUGGAGACUGCCAUGUUUUGGUGGUGGCUUGGCCAAACUAGUUACGUCUGGACAUGCGCCAUCGCAAAGAUCUCCAUCGCCGUCGCUCUCCUGCGCCUCACCGUCGCCCGGGCUCAUUACCUCAUCCUGUGGGGAGUUAUUUCUGUGACCACGAUCAUUGGUCUGAUAUUCUGGUUUAUGUUGACUCUGCAAUGCCAACCCGUGUCAUACUUCUGGCAACGAGCUCGACUGGUGACCAACCCGGAGGCGGAUGUCCACGGCCACUGCAUCAGUGUGGACACCAUCAUUGAUAUGGCCUACGUCUAUAGUGUCACCGCCUGUUGUUGUGAUCUCGUCUUGGGACUUCUCCCCAUCUUCCUUGUGUGGAACCUCCAAAUGAAUAUCCGAACGAAGGCCGCCUUGGCUGGUAUUCUGGGCAUGGGCUGUGUUGCGAGCGCUGCGGUCAUCGUCCGUAUUCCUUACCUCCACCAUUACAAGGACACGGACUUUUUAUACGCCACCGUCGACAUCUCCAUCUGGUCCAACGUCGAAGCCAGCCUCGGUAUCGCAGCCGGCAGUCUCGUUACCCUCCGCCCUCUGUUCCGCUGGUUCCGCGACCCCAGCUACGGAGGAACUCGAAGCAAGCGAACCGGCAACAGUAUGCCUCUCUCGAGCGCGAAUGCAAUUCGCUCCGAUCCCGCUGGACCUCAGUACUGGCGACCCGAUUUGGACCCGGAAGACACCAAUGCUGUGAUUACGACCAUUCAUACCUCGAAUCGAGGCAGUCGGACGAGCAGCCAAGAAGAUCUCAAUCCGAAACAAAGGCAGGAGCAGGGGACCUUUUUUCGGGGUGUGAACGUGCAGAAGACCUUCUUCGUCUCGGGGAAUGAAGAAUAGCAUUAUAGUGCAUGUCAUUAAUGGAACACUUAAUUUUUUGAAU